GAGACUGAGGUUUCUGCCCGCAGCACUGCCUUCGCUGAAAAGAGCUUGCAUCUGAGCCCCCGCACCGCAGGAACGAGCCACGCUCCUGAGAAUAAGGAAUCCAUCCCCACUGGGAGUAAGAAAUGACCGAGGUUCGGGAGACUUGAAUGAAAAUUCUGUGGAGAAUCUUCAGCAGAAAGCACUUCAGGAUCUGUUACAUGAGCUUUCCUCCUGGCUAAUUUUGGAAGGCAUGGCCAGUACAAUUACCGGAAGUCAGGAUUGUAUCGUGAAUCAUCAAGGGGAAGUGGAUGAGGAGCCUGAACUAGACCUUUCCCCUUGUCAACAGUGGGGAGAAGCAUCUUCUCGUAUUUCCAGAAACAGGGACAGUGUGAUGACUCUUCAAAGUGAUUAUUUCAAAAACAGUGAAAGUGAAACAUAUUUGCCUUUGAAAGUCCCAAGCCAAAUAGACACACAAUACUCUUCAGUGAAGUUCUGUAAGAAUGAGCCUCAGGAUCAUCAGGAAAGCAAACAUCUCUUUGUAACGGAAGAAAGCACUGAGAGAAAAGUGAUAAAGGGAGAAAGUUUUUCAGAGAACCUUCAAGUUAAAAUGGUGUCUGAUGGAAAAGAACUGGCCUCGCCAUUGUUAAAUGGUGAGGCGACUUGCCAGAAUGGCCAGUUAAAAGAAUCUUUGGAUCCCAUUAACUGUAACUGCAGAAACAUUUAUGGAUGGAAAUCACAGGUGGUCAGUUGUAGUCAGCAGAGAGCUCAUACAGAGGAGAAACCCUGUGACCAUAAUAACUGUGGGAAAAUACUUAACACCAGCCCAGAUGGUCAUCCAUAUGAGAAAAUCCACACUGCAGAGAAACAAUAUGAAUGUGGUCAGUGUGGUAAGAACUUCAGUCAAAGCUCAGAACUACUACUUCAUCAGAGAGACCACAUAGAAGAAAAACCCUACAAAUGUGAACAGUGUGGGAAGGGCUUCACAAGGAGCUCGAGUCUGCUUAUCCAUCAGGCAGUCCACACAGAUGAGAAGCCUUAUAAGUGUGACAGGUGUGGGAAGGGCUUCACCAGGAGCUCAAGUCUGCUCAUCCAUCAUGCUGUCCAUACAGGCGAGAAACCUUAUAAAUGUGACAAGUGUGGGAAAGGCUUUAGUCAGAGCUCCAAACUACAUAUCCACCAGCGAGUCCACACUGGAGAAAAGCCCUAUGAGUGUGGGGAGUGCGGUAUGAGCUUCAGUCAGCGCUCAAACCUACACAUCCACCAGCGAGUACACACAGGAGAGAGGCCCUACAAGUGUGGCGAGUGUGGGAAGGGCUUCAGUCAGAGCUCGAACCUUCACAUUCACCGGUGCAUCCACACGGGAGAGAAGCCUUACCAAUGCUAUGAGUGUGGGAAGGGUUUCAGCCAGAGCUCGGAUCUUCGCAUCCAUCUCAGAGUCCACACUGGGGAGAAGCCCUAUCACUGUGGCAAGUGUGGGAAGGGAUUUAGCCAGAGUUCCAAACUCCUCAUUCACCAGAGAGUACAUACUGGAGAGAAGCCCUAUGAGUGCAGCAAGUGUGGGAAGGGCUUCAGCCAGAGCUCCAACCUUCACAUCCACCAGCGGGUUCAUAAGAAAGAUCCUCGCUAAGUGACAUUUGCCCAUUCAGGUCUUCACGGCGCUCAUACUGUAAAAACUGUUACAUAUUUAGUAUCACUCUUACCUUUAUAUUCUACAAAGGAGAGAGAUGUAAGGGUUAUUUAGAUGUGUUUCCUCACUGAAAAAAUCAUUCAAAGUAUUUAAGUAUCAAGCACUUUUUUAUGCUGUACAAUGAAUGGAUUGUUCUUAUUUUCGGAUGGGCAGAGUAAAAGUGUCUGUACUUUACAGUUCAACUACAUAUUCUACCCAGCAUUUUAAUGGCAAGAACUUUAUAUUUAUUCUCAAGCAGGGCAUGUUUUCCUUUGUUCACAUUCUCUGAGAAAUUGAAACUCUGGUUUCUCUUCAAAUUAUGUGCUUUGUGUUUUUCAUAUUUCUUUCCAGUCCUGAUUAGCCACCUCCAAACUAUGAUUGUACACUGUGUCCAUUUUAGGCCAAGAGGGCAGUUGGAAAUACAAGGGACAUGGAAAUCCUUGUGUUUAUUGCAGACAGGUACAAUAGUUUGUAGCCACACAACAAAAAGCUGGAAGAGAGUUACUCAUGUAGUACAUUCCCAUAUACCAUUUUGAUAGGAAGUUGAACAGCCCCUCCCAGGCAACUAUUCAGGAACAUAAGUAGUCCUUUUUGGUGAGUACAGCUAGUUUAUUGGGAUACUUCCAGAGUGAAUGUGAGGGAGGGUCCAAAGUAACAUGCCUGGCACUCUGGGAGGCUGAAGAGGGUGCAUCACUUGAGCCUAGGAGUUCGUGACCAGCCUGGGCAACAUGGCAAAACCUUGUCUACAAAAAAGUGCAGAAAUUUGCUGGUGUGCUGGCACACAGCUUCAAACACAGCUACUCAGGAGGGUACCUAAGAGCAGGUGAUAACAACAAAUAGGUUCCAGAGGCAGAGCUGGAAAAAUGAAUACAUAAGGAGCAGGGGGCAGCUUAGAGGCUGCAGAAAUCAUGUUGGGGCUUGAUAAGCUAAAAAUGGCUAGCAGAGAAAGUGUUCAAGAAUGUGCUCUUGUUAAGCAUGUCUCAUCACAUUGGACAACAGUAAGAUGCAAGGAAAAUUUUAAUUUAUCAAACUACAGCAAUAAGGAGAAUAGGAGAAAGACUAUCAGCAAAUGAAAAUUUGAAAGAUGGAAAGAUAGCCAGUAGAGCAGAAGCAGGCACAGUUACGCUGCUUACAUAUGGGGAUAAGGAAAAGAAGGAACCAGUUUGGCUCCAGGCUCAGAAAUGCUUAGUACCUUGGAGGAUGGGAGAGAGAUGUGAAGAGAAAGCAGUGAAACUAAUGGCCAUUUGUAUAUGGAACAUUCCUCCUUAUUACAUAAACACACAGACUGCUCCCCAACUCCUGUACAUGGCUGACCAGAGGUUUAACGUCCAGCAAGAGAUGGGAAGUUUCUUCUCUGCAGAAGUUGAAUGGCCCCAAGGGAAAGACCUCUAUAUUGUGGAAAUUUGGGAAUCCUACAGCAAAGCUACUUUCUAGCUUAAGUACACAUAAAACAGCUUCAAAAUUCAUGAAAUAAAAACU
This is a messenger RNA of Chlorocebus sabaeus (green monkey), 3124 nucleotides long. RefSeq names its product zinc finger protein 239 (gene ZNF239). NCBI's taxonomy places the organism in Eukaryota, Metazoa, Chordata, Mammalia, Primates, Cercopithecidae. The record is from RefSeq and is a predicted model, not a curated record. Gene Ontology annotation, cellular component: nucleus. Gene Ontology annotation, biological process: regulation of transcription by RNA polymerase II. Gene Ontology annotation, molecular function: RNA polymerase II cis-regulatory region sequence-specific DNA binding; DNA-binding transcription factor activity, RNA polymerase II-specific.